Parathielavia appendiculata is the source of this 1580-nucleotide messenger RNA. RefSeq lists its product as uncharacterized. The coding region runs from base 434 to 1201 and encodes 255 amino acids. NCBI's taxonomy places the organism in Eukaryota, Fungi, Ascomycota, Sordariomycetes, Sordariales, Chaetomiaceae. The record is from RefSeq and is a predicted model, not a curated record. The transcript has a single exon.
GGGACGAGCGCAAGUGCUUCGGCGCCGCUCCUUUUCAGCAAGCGACCGGUCAGAAAUAUGACAGUAUGACGAGCCCGGAGGGCAGGGCGUUGCUUGCUUCAAUGCCCGGGCGGGACAACAUCCACACCGACGCCGGACUAGGAUACAACUUUGGCCUUCUCCUCCGUGCCUUGAGGGAUACCAGCAGGCAAAUCAAAUCUAUGCGUAUCUGGCAUUGGUAAGCACCACCUCCAAAAAUUGGCUCUAAGUCUCCGCGGGGCGACCCAGCGAUCAGAACGAGUAAUGGCGUGGCUAAUGGAGUCGAACGCUCAGGGACAAGCAGCACAAACUCGAUUAUGUCCCGGUCCACAUCCUGCCGCGGAUCGACGACCCCCACACGGGGCUUCAAGAGGGCCUUGCCGCUAGUCUCGCCAACCUGACGACGCUGUCCUUGAUGCGGCGUUACAUCGACGAGAGCGCCCAGCAGACGCCGGGCCAGGCCGUCCAAGAGAGCUUCAGUAGCAGCUUCCUCCCGACCCUUAUCAACUUGGCGACGUCGCUGCAGCGUCUGACCCUGAUGUUCGACGACAACAUGGCCAAGUCAAGGGCCGAUCAAGAAGUGUUGAUAACAGCCUUCAGCGACUUCGCAUGGACCACGCGACUACCAUGUCUCCAACUGUUGGACCUGCGCAGCGCCACGAUCCGAUAUGCCGACCUGCUGCAGCUGUGGUGGCGUGUGCAUCGCACCGCGACCGAGAUCCACUUGCGCGCAAUCGCACUUGUUGACGGUGCUUGGCACCAGUUCUUCGGGCAUCUGCAGCAAGCGUAUGGUCGGCAGAUGGUCAUGGCCGGCGGCCACUUCGACGUGACGUCGUCGCUGCGAGAGGUGCGCAUAAGGUUCUCUUGGCUGGUGGAAAAGAGUCUCAAGGACGACGGCGGCAUUCAAGGUAAUUUCAGGUUCCAGCCCACUGGGGUCGUUGUCUCCGACGAUCAGAUGCUGGAGAGCUGCUGGAAAAAGUGUCUCCGGCCGAUGAGCUUGGACUGUCACCGUAGGUUCUGCGACCACGUCAGCAUCUGCACAACCCUUGUUCUUGGAGAGGAGGCCGAGGCAGGGACCUCGAAGGGGCUCAAGACUCUCCUCGAUUCGACUGUCGUCACUACGGACAAGCGGGUAGAGCUAUUGGGGCAGCUGCUUCUGACGCUUUUCACCGGACAGCCUUGAUCGAUGCAACGAUCCACAGCUUAUGCGAUCAUACUAGACGUAGAACUAACGUUAGUUGAUGGAAUAACUUAUUACUACAUAAGCACAAUCCACACGUGUGUGGAGGCUUCGAGUUCUUUGUGCCGACGAUGUUCUUUCCGGCACCUCCUAUCGAAAGCUGGAAAGGUUGAACAUGAUCAUGCUUCAAACCGAAAGCAUGCUCUAACUUGGCUGAGUACUAGCAUAGCAACUUUGAAAGCAACCUCAGUUAGAAAAAGCCCUUUACCGUCGACUUUCAGUGCUUCUCAAUAACCAUGGCUAGGGAUGUAGAUCUCUAAAAUGAAACAAUCGCCAGACUGAAGGAACUGACGACAGUGAUUAACGACGGAUCUCUUUUUUC